Messenger RNA from Acaulospora morrowiae, 1875 nucleotides. NCBI's taxonomy places the organism in Eukaryota, Fungi, Glomeromycota, Glomeromycetes, Diversisporales, Acaulosporaceae. The record is from the annotation of a GenBank genome assembly.
AUGGGGACCGUCAUUAUAGACGUUCCCGCUGGUCCGGCAAAUCCCAGAUCGAGAGACCCUCGCAAUGCUCCGCAUCAUUAUGAAAUAACACAAAUCAUUUGUUCUCCUAAUAUGGAAUACAUCGCAACUCUCAGUAGAGAAGACAUGAAGAUUGUAAUUUGGCCUGUCGAUGAAGAAAAAAGACUAAAUCCGUCGAACAUUAUCGAAUUUAGAGAAUUGGACGAGUGGGCAAAUUUUCCUCCCUUCGACGCCCUCUCUUUUUAUUUUGAGUUCCUUUCGUUGCACGAAAUUUCGGAUGAAAAGUUUUUGAUUGUGGAUUCGCGUCCUGACACUGCUUACGAAAUGUUUGAUGUCACGAACAAACAACAUGUCGACGUUCCAAACAAAGAACACAAAAGAGGAUGGCAUUUUUUGAAAGAUGGACAUUUUGUAACCUACAAUGAAUAUGAACUCAACUUGUACACCAUCGUGACGGAAUACGCUCAAAUAUAUUUUCUGUUGGAGCGUGUCAUCGUGAACAGUCAGCCCACACUAAUGAGAAUUAUCACGCCAACAGGAAAAUUGAUACAGGUCGACAACAGUCAUUAUUUAUCAUUGUGGGAUAUAAAGACAGCGGUGCUGGAACAACAAUUUGAUGACCAAAAUUAUAGGCAUUUGAUUAAAGCUAGUAUAAACGAGGAAGGUACACUGAUAGCGUUCAACAGGAAGAAGGAUGAACUGAAGGGUGAGCUGGCGGUAUAUUCCAUAAAAACGGGCAUAGUGUUAUCCACGGGUCCUUCUGGAGGUGAGAUGAUGGAUGUUUAUUUCGGCGUAAACCAUCAGGAUUGGCUCAUUAUUCCAAGUUAUGACACGAAAAGAAAGGACGAAAAUCCCUAUAAUUACGUACCCAUCACCGGAUUUUCCAUAAUGACUCCUCACGCGUUGGACAAAUCCAUGGAGUUUUCACUCGACUCAAUUGUGGACUCGCACAGGGUGAAUCCAAGAUUGAUUAAAGAGGAUAGGUUGAUUUGUGUCGUCGAUGGAUUCUUGCAAGUUGAAGAUAUUUUUGCAAAGGUCAAUGGUAACUUGAGUUUCAACACCCACUUCAUGUUAAGAGAAAUCGAGUACAUCAUUUCCCAGAUAAAAUAUGUACCGAGUUACCUUAACGAGGUAUACCCCGGAAAACGGGUUACAUGGACCGUGUUUACAUCCGAUGAAAUUGAACACGCACCUCCAAUAGUGUCCGCGUUCAAGCUAGAUGAGACAACCUAUUCGUGGAACCCUCUAGGAUCUCCUCUAAUCCUCGAGAUUGAUGGUUACGAUUUGCUUACACACAUGCACAUUUCAUCUUACCUCUUAAUCAACGAUGAUUUGAUCAUAUGUACGACCACUCUUAUAAUGAUCCUUACCGUCGAACCGGAAGGCAAAAUACGAAUGAUUUAUAGUUGGGGUUCCCACGACGAUUUGAUUGGAUUUACGGAUCGAAUUGAAUAUUUUGAAAGUAUUAUGGAGCGAGAAAACCUCGUUAUGAAGUACCAAGACGGUGAAAUGAUUCGGCCCUUUAAAAUGAUGAUCAAAGAUUUUUUGACAGAUGUUUCAACCUUUUCUUCGUAUUCGCAUGCUAUUUUGCGCGCUUCUCUCAAACUUAGUAGAGAUGAGAUUGUGAAGCAUAUCGUGGAUAAAUCUUUACAACGCUUUGAAGAAAAUCGGCGGGACGUCAACAUCCUUAGUAUUGUUGCCAGGUCAUUUACGGAAAUUUUCAAAUUCCAACCUAAUUACAUUUCCAAAAUAGUCGACGCGAUUCAUAAGUCAAAAACUGGUCGGGAAUCCUUUGAACCUGUUCUCAGGGGUUACACCUAUGAUAAUCACCUGCGUUCACCUUCAUUUUCUUCGAGA